Molecule: messenger RNA, 2979 nt
Organism: Marchantia polymorpha subsp. ruderalis
Lineage: Eukaryota; Viridiplantae; Streptophyta; Marchantiopsida; Marchantiales; Marchantiaceae
Source: the annotation of a GenBank genome assembly
GGAGAGGGCAGAGGUUCAAAUAGCAGGAUGCGAGGCCGCAGAAUCAUGGUCGAAUGCGAAGAGGGAGAGAAGACGCAGAGGACGACGAGCAAGAGCAAGAGCAAGAGAAAGGCGAGGACGGAGGACGGAGGACGACGAUCAGCGUUGCGCUCGGCUUCGAAAUAAUCUGAUUUUGCAGCACCACCACCAUCACCACCACACUCUCUCUCUCACUCUCCCUCCCUCUUCGAAUUCGACUCAUCACCCGUCUCGGCAAUCAUGUCGGACCUUCAGGAACUCGUGAACAUGAAGAUCGAGGAUGUGACCUCGAGCAUCAUCGCCGAGUACAUCUGGAUCGGGGGCUCGGGGGUCGACAUUCGCAGCAAGGCGCGCACUCUGCCAGGCCCCGUCACUAGCCCCCAGGAGCUGCCCAAGUGGAACUACGACGGAUCGAGCACGGGCCAAGCCCCCGGCAAGGACAGCGAGGUCAUCCUGUACCCGCAGGCCAUCUUCCGGGACCCGUUCCGCCGGGGCAACAACAUCCUCGUCGUCUGCGACUGCUACACGCCGGCCGGCGUGCCGAUCCCGACCAACAAGCGCGCGGCGGCUGCGGCAAUCUUCAGCAAGCCCGAGGUGGUAAAGGAGGAGCCCUGGUACGGGCUCGAGCAGGAGUACACGUUGUUGCAGAAGGAGGUGAAGUGGCCGCUGGGCUGGCCCGUCGGGGGCUACCCAGGCCCCCAGGGGCCUUACUACUGCGGCACGGGGGCUGACAAGGCCUGGGGGCGAGACAUCGUCGACGCGCACUACAAAGCCUGCCUCUACGCCGGAAUCCAGAUCGGCGGCAUCAACGGCGAGGUCAUGCCCGGGCAGUGGGAGUUUCAGGUCGGACCCUCGGUGGGCAUCGCCGCCGGCGACCAGCUCUGGGCCGCGCGCUACAUUCUCGAGCGCAUCACGGAGAUCGCCGGCGUCGUGCUAUCGCUCGACCCCAAGCCCAUCGAGGGCGACUGGAACGGCGCCGGGUGCCACACCAACUUUAGCACCAAGAGCAUGCGAGCCCCCGGGGGCUACAAGCUCAUCAAGGAGGCUAUCGAGAAGCUGGGCAAGCGCCACAAGGAGCACAUUGCCGCCUACGGCGAGGGCAACGAGCGGCGCCUCACGGGCAAGCACGAGACGGCGAACAUGAACACCUUCUCGUGGGGCGUGGCCAACCGCGGCUCCUCCAUCCGCGUCGGCCGCGACACCGAGAAGGACGGCAAGGGCUACUUCGAGGAUCGCCGCCCCGCCUCCAACAUGGACCCCUACAUCGUCACCGGCAUGAUCGCCGAGACCACCAUCGUCAUGAAAUGACUGGUGUACACUAGGCCCCGCAUCGACUUCCGCAAGCCCGCCUCGUGGAAUGGCUGGUAACUCGCCUUUUGAUUGUUCCUCGAAGCCUUUUUAUAAAUUCGAUCAGGCCUAGUUUUUUUCUUAAUUACAUACUUCCCUUCCCUUCCCUUCCCCCCGCAGCACCAGCAUUAGCACCAGCACCAGCCAAUUCUCACCCUUUCAUGCUGAAAUUCGCCAUCGCAUUUCGCCGCCGGAGUCGAAGCGCUCCGGACUUCACGUGGUCAUGAUGAUUCCAACCCUAUGCGCCGGAGCGGAGGAGGAGGAGGAGGACAGAUUGCUUUGAUCGAGGAAUCGCUCCCCGUGCUGAACCAAUCCUGCCAGUUCCUAGACUACCACGGGCGAGAGCGGACGAUCAUUGACUCUUCCUUUCUUUCUUCCGGCAAUCGAUCGACUCCGAUAAUAAUUGGCUGCAAGGCUGGCUCAUACAUAAAGUAGCGGCGGGGGCUGCCAGAGGGGCUAUUCUAUUUCCCGCGAGAGGUGACGGAAAGAGUUUAGGCGACGAGUGUAGGAAUGAGGAGAUCCAGAGAAGCUUGACGUUUUUGGUUAAGUCUGCCCGAUGAUUCAAUUCCCGUUCAAUUUUGGUUCGGAGCAACAAUGUAGCGAGAUAGCAAAUUUGCGAGUGCCUGAGAAGGCGAGGUGAGGACGGAUCCCAAAGUGGUGGCCGCUGGCCCAGACCCACCACCAUAUUCAGUCGAGGAGGGAACGAGAAAGCUCGUACCUCCCGAAGCAUCAUUCACCUCACGGGACGUGUAUCAGGAUUUCAACUGAACGAGGGCAGAAUUAGCACAUUUUAUGGAAAUCGAUCGAUCAGCAGAAUAGCAAGCUUCCGAAAUAGGCACCUUGUCGUAUUGUACGCGGACCUUCACCUUUUAUAAAGCAGAGUCCAACGAAAAUUUGAAAUCUUGUCCGGGCCCGGACUUCUGAAUCCAGGUCUCGCAUUUGCAGUUCAUGUCGUUACUCUGAUGGAUUUCCCAGAAAAUGUUGGAAUGAGGAUCUACAACGAGGUCAGGCUUUUCGAUGAUGACUGGAAUCGGAAUAAGCACAACCAGCUCCAAGAGGGUCAGCCAGAUUCUCAUCCGCAUCAAAUUCUGAACCCGAACGACGAUGAAGACGAGUUACUCAUCCUCCGUGCUUGAUGUUGGUUUCGAAUGCCUGCUUCUAGUUCUAAUUCCUGGUCAGACGAUGUGUGACGAACUUGUGCUUGGAAUGAAUGGAAGCCUCAGCCUCAGCCUCAGCCUCGAACUCAGCACUGAGAUUAGCACCAGAGGCUUCCUGACAACAUCAAGCACGGACAUUCUUUCGUCUCGCACCGUUUGCAGGACAUUCCUCAUCACGAGGAUAUUACUUGGGGUGCUAUAUUUGAUCCCUUCGGGUGUGGCUAGACUGAUGACAUGAAUACGUUUGCAGGAUGCUUCGUCCUGGACCCAGCGAGUAAGGGAUGAUGAUCCUCAUCUGCUUCCUCGCCUGUAAACAACAGUAUCCUCCAGAUAAUGCAGCGGCUUCGGGGCACGGCGACGACAGCGACGAAUUAAGGACAUCACGGGUGCAGUCACUGGGCACAGAAUGGGCCUACCACUUACUCUUUGCGUGGAGCAUUGUCUGCUGAACGCAUUA